Molecule: messenger RNA, 2124 nt
Organism: Carica papaya (papaya)
Lineage: Eukaryota; Viridiplantae; Streptophyta; Magnoliopsida; Brassicales; Caricaceae
Product: wall-associated receptor kinase-like 20
Biological process (GO): protein phosphorylation
Molecular function (GO): polysaccharide binding; protein kinase activity; ATP binding
Source: RefSeq, a predicted model, not a curated record
CAACUCUUCCUUCUCAUCAUCCUCAAAUGUCUAAUACGCUUCUGGCGCCAUGAAAAUGAAGAUGUUUAAGCUCGUCCUCUUCACGGCGGCGCUGCUAGCGUGCGCAUGGAAAGCAGAUUCUUUCAAGCGCUGCCCCGAUUGCGGGGGAGCUCCGGUUCCCUACCCACUCAGCACGGGACCGACGUGCGGCGACCAGUCAUACAAGAUUCGCUGCGACGCGGGAAGGUUAAUGUUUGACAGUAUCAACAGCUCCUACUUGAUCACCGCCAUCAACCCAUCGAUCCAACGGCUAGAUAUCAAACCCGCUGCGCCGAUCCCCAACACCUGCAUCGCAACGGAUCUUCCCCAGCAGGGGGUUCAGUUAAACGCCUCUCUCCCCUUCAACAUCACCAGCAGCAACACCAUCAUGUUUCUUAACUGUACGGAGAUGCUUAUCGGCUCCCCUCUCAACUGCUCCUCCACAAGCUUGUGCCACUCCUUCGUCAACAGCUCUGUCGCCGUAGAAAAAGGCGUCGCUCCAUGCCGCGACAGUUCGAUAUGUUGUACUUUCGGAGCUGGUGGUUCUACGACGUCGCAUUCUAUUCGGGUUAGGGACGUCGCUUGUCGCGCUUACACUAGUUUCGUCAAUCUCAACCCGCAAUCGCCAAUCUCCAGCUGGCCGGACCCGGGAGUGGAGAUCCAGUGGGAGUCGCCGCCGGAACCAAUCUGUUUAACUCAGUCGGAUUGUGACGAUGCUGGAACUUCAACUUGUGGACCCGACCCGAAUACUGUUGGAGUCAAUAGGUGUUUCUGUAAAUCGGGGCUGCGGUGGGACCCGGUUCAAGGGAUAUGCGCUGAAAUCGUGACGUGUCAGAAUCCUGAUGGCUGUGAUGGCUCUGAUCGGACGGCGCUGAUUGCAGGCUUAAUUUCUGGCAUUGGAGCAGCACUUAUUGUCACCACCAUUUCCUUUCUUCUCUACAAACGAUACAGACGGAUGAUAGAAACACAAGAGAGACUUAGAAAAGAGCGCGAGGAAAUCCUCAACGCCAACAAUGCUGGCAAGAUGGCCAAAGUCUUCAGCGGAAAAGAAGUCAAGAAAGCAACCAAUAAUUUCUCUCGAGAUCGCCUACUCGGCUCCGGUGGGUAUGGAGAUGUCUACAAAGGAAUUCUCGAAGACGGUACUGCAGUAGCCAUGAAAUGUGCCAAGUUAGGCAACGCCAAAGGCACUGACCAAGUCCUCAAUGAGGUUAGAAUCUUAUGUCAAGUCAAUCAUAGGAGCCUUGUAGGUUUACUUGGAUGUUGUGUGGAGCUUGAGCAACCUGUCAUGGUUUAUGAGUACAUUGCCAAUGGCAAUUUAUAUGAUCGAUUGCAUGCUAUGGGAAUCGAUGAAAGAAGCCAAUUAACCUGGAAAUGUCGUCUCCAAAUUGCAUACGACACUGCUGAAGGUCUCGCGUACCUUCAUUCCUCCGCAGUUCCCCCUAUUUAUCAUCGAGAUGUCAAGUCUAGUAACAUACUUCUUGAUGAGAAAUUGAAUGCUAAAGUUUCAGAUUUUGGACUCUCUCGAUUAGCUCAUACCGAUAUGAGCCAUAUAUCGACAUGUGCUCAAGGAACCCUCGGAUACUUAGACCCAGAGUACUAUCGGAACUAUCAAUUGACUGAUAAGAGUGAUGUUUAUAGUUUUGGUGUGGUGUUGUUGGAGCUUCUAACUUCUCAGAAGGCUAUUGAUUUUAACCGAGACCAGGAUGAUGUGAACCUGGCGGUAUUUGUGCAGAGAAUGGUGGAUGAAGAAAGGUUGAUUGAGGUGAUUGAUCCAUUGCUGAAAAAGAAAGCAAGUCAAGUAGAGGUGGACACCAUGAAAGCUCUGGGUUUUCUAGCAAUGGGUUGCUUGGAGGAAAGGAGACAGAAUAGGCCUUCAAUGAAGGAAGUGACAGAGGAGAUUGGGUAUAUCAUGAGUAUUGCAGCAGCAGAAGUGAAAAAAGCCUAGUUAAUACACACGCAUAUGCAGACAUGUAAAUUGUAUUUUCAAAUUAUAUAUAUUACCUAAGAAGUGUUUUUGGGUCAAAGUUUUAAUUUAUUGUUUUCAAAUACAUGUUCGUGUAAGUUGGAUAAUUUGAAUGUGCAUUAAUUGAACAUUUUGCCUACUUA